Messenger RNA from Scatophagus argus, 825 nucleotides. RefSeq names its product apolipoprotein D-like. Gene Ontology annotation, biological process: lipid transport; brain development; tissue regeneration. Gene Ontology annotation, molecular function: lipid binding. Bases 174 to 740 code for a protein of 188 amino acids. NCBI's taxonomy places the organism in Eukaryota, Metazoa, Chordata, Actinopteri, Scatophagidae. The transcript is spliced from 5 exons. The record is from RefSeq and is a predicted model, not a curated record.
UUUUUUUUUUUUUUCUUUCAAUGCCAAGUAGCUUUCUGCUUGUGCAAUGAGGAUAACGAGGAUAACCUAAAGUACAUGAUAUAGCAGUAGUAGAGGAUCACAGUGUUCUCUUCUGAAGACGUAGAAGUCUUUACAUUGGAACAUCUUUUAAGAGCUUCUCUGACUACUCUGACAUGAAGGCAUUCCAGGUCCUCUUUGUGCUCCUUCUGACUGCUGCAGCGGUUGACGGUCAGUCUUUCCACGCUGGCAGUUGCUCCCAUCCAUCUGUUCAGGAGAACUUCAACAUUACAAAGUAUAUGGGCACCUGGUAUGAAAUAGAGAAGCUCCCAGCUGUGUUUGAGAGAGGAAAAUGUAACCAAGCUACAUACAGUCUUCUUGAUGAUGGAACAGUCAGUGUUCGCAAUGCAGAGCUGCUGUCUAACGGGAAGAUAAAUUCAAUUGAGGGAAUUGCCAAAGUUAAAGACUCAUCUCAACCUGCUAUUCUGGGUGUCAGCUUCUUUAAAGGUGUUCCAGAUGCUCCCUACUGGGUACUCUCCACAGACUACCAGUCAUAUGCUCUGGUGUACUCUUGCUCCGACUACUUUGGCCUUUUCCACAUUGACUUCGCCUGGGUCCUGGCUCGCACUCGGGUGCUGGCUGAGGACAUUAUCAGCGAGUUGCACGAAAAGCUGGCCGCUGCUGGUGUAAACGUAAAUCGCCUUACGGUCAGCAAUCAGACCGGAUGUGAACCCACAAACUGAGGCAUCAGUCAAACGUGAAAGAGCAACUGUGCUGUACUUGUUCUGAACAGCAGCGGAAACUCCAAUAUGCUGUGGCAUAGCAUAA